UAUCUCCUCCUCCUCCUCCACCUCCUCCUCCUCCUCCUCCUCCUCCUCCCGGGAGCUUUGACAGUACCUUCUCCUCCGCCCGGAUCGUCGCCGCCGCCACCGCCGCCGCCGCGGCGCCCCGACGAAGGGGAGAAGACGCAGCUGGGCCGCCGCCGUUAGAGGGGUCCCCGGCUGCCGCUCGCUCGGUCCGCCGUCGCCUCUGAGGUCGGUCCUCCCGCGGGGUCUCCGCUUCCUCCUCCCAACGCCGGCGCCCGCUCACCGCCGCGAUGGGGCUCCUGGACUCGGAGCCGGGCAGCGUCCUGAACGUGGUGUCCACGGCGCUCAACGACACCGUGGAGUUCUACCGCUGGACCUUGUCCAUCACAGAUAAACGUGUGGAAAAUUGGCCUAUGAUGCAGUCCCCAUUGCCUACGCUUUGUAUAAGUACCCUUUACCUCCUGUUUGUGUGGCUGGGUCCAAAAUGGAUGAAGGACCGAGAACCUUUCCAGAUGCGUUUAGCGCUCAUUAUCUAUAAUUUCGGGAUGGUUUUGCUUAACCUUUUUAUCUUCAGAGAGUUAUUCAUGGGAUCAUAUAAUGCAGGAUAUAGCUAUAUUUGCCAGAGUGUGGAUUAUUCGGAUAACGUUCACGAAGUCAGGAUAGCUGCUGCUCUGUGGUGGUACUUUAUUUCUAAAGGAAUUGAGUAUUUGGACACAGUGUUUUUUAUCCUGAGGAAGAAAAACAACCAAGUCUCCUUCCUUCACGUGUAUCAUCACUGCACAAUGUUUACAUUGUGGUGGAUUGGAAUUAAGUGGGUCGCAGGGGGACAGGCAUUUUUCGGAGCCCAGAUGAAUUCCUUCAUCCACGUGAUUAUGUACGCCUACUACGGGUUAGCUGCCUUUGGCCCAUGGAUUCAGAAGUAUCUUUGGUGGAAGCGAUACCUGACCAUGCUGCAGCUGGUUCAGUUCCACGUGACCAUUGGGCACACAGCGCUGUCCCUUUACAGCGAUUGCCCCUUCCCCAAAUGGAUGCACUGGGCUCUCAUUGCCUAUGCGGUCAGCUUCAUAUGUCUCUUCCUUAACUUCUACGUUCGGACGUACAGAGAGCCUAAGAAAGCAAAAACCGGAAAAACAGCUGCAAAUGGUAUUUCAGCGAACGGUGUGAACAAAUCAGAAAACCACCUAGUGGUAGAAAAUGGAAAAAAGCAGAAAAAUGGAAAAGCAAAAAGAGAGUAAAGUGAACUGGGCCUUACGUGGUGUCGACAGCGAGGAAACUCCCACUUCAUAUCAGAUUUCAGGAAAACCAGAAGUAAACGAGGGUUUGGGGAUGGGGAGAAAAAGACAGAUGUGCUCUAUGUAUUAGUAACCUUUAGAUUGAGUAAAGUGUUCAAUACAACACCCAGAUGUUUUAUUUAUGAAGUUUUUAUUUUAAACAUUUUUUUAUUAGCCUUGAUGUUGUCAGACCAAAGCAAUCAUCACGUGACUUUGGAGGCCCCUCCCCCUCUUCAUAUUCGUGUGUACAAUGUAUGAGAGUUUUCACGUCUCUUCAUUCUUGAGACUGAUAAUCACAGAAACAUGGUCUUUAUGCCUUUUUGGGGGGCAAAAUUGCUACUUACCUACUGAUGAAAAUCAGUUACCUUCCAUCUUCUGGUCCCAAGCUGGAAAUGCAGAUGCUUUAAAACGUGCACAUUUGAAUUCAUUUGCUGACUGGAGUGGUCAAAUCUCUCCACCUCUAGUCUGAAGAUAUACCCUUUUGGUUGGAAUUAAACUUUAAAAAUCUGAUGAUCUCUGUAGACCCUUAGAGGCUUAAUGGUGAUGGUGUUGGUGAAAAUAAGAAUUACAGUAAAAUCCUGCCCGGCGACUCAAAAGCUCACCGUGACCUGCAGCACAAAUCACUGUGGGAGACAGUUUUUGUGAUGAAAAGGCAGCCUUUCAAUACUCCUGUUACUACCAGAUAUAUAUUAUAAAAAUUAAGGUUAUCGUCUGGAACAUGAAACAACUCAUGUCUCUAUUAGUAACAUCGUAAAGGAGUUACAUUUAUGUGCUGUUAGAAGAGAAUAUGUUGAUUUUUAUCAGGCUUUCCUUGUUUUGAUUUGUGGCUGUUACCUAUUUUUCAUAUGUGGAAAUAUACCUACCUCUUCUGUUGGAAAGAACAUUUAAAAUUAAAUAAAUUUUAAUU
Molecule: messenger RNA, 2154 nt
Organism: Kogia breviceps (pygmy sperm whale)
Lineage: Eukaryota; Metazoa; Chordata; Mammalia; Artiodactyla; Physeteridae
Gene: ELOVL4
Product: ELOVL fatty acid elongase 4
Biological process (GO): fatty acid elongation, polyunsaturated fatty acid; fatty acid elongation, saturated fatty acid; sphingolipid biosynthetic process
Cellular component (GO): endoplasmic reticulum; endoplasmic reticulum membrane
Molecular function (GO): fatty acid elongase activity
Source: RefSeq, a predicted model, not a curated record